GGGUCUUAAAAUGAAAAUGUGAUUUACUCUUUAUUAUUUCACUCAACAUUUGGCUCCGUUCAUAGUUUAACAUGGCAGCGGCGCGGCAGGUGGUGUUGCGGUUGCGCGUCGUUUCGCUGCCGGUGCUCUCAAACGCCGUCAUUACAUCCUCAUCUUCCAGCUGUAACACCGAAAUUUCACCAUUGAGUACCAAAUGUUUGAGGUUUAGUUCAUCAUCAUCACCUUCUUCAAAAACAACAUUACUAGGAUGGAACAAAACAGUGACCAAAUUGCCCCACAUUGUAAAAGCCGGAGAACCAGUUCUUCACGAGCCUGCACGCCAGGUUGAUCCAAAUGAGAUUAAAUCAGAGAAGAUUCAGAAUAUAAUCGAUGACAUGAUUCAUGUCAUGAGAAAAGCCCCUGGAGUUGGUCUUGCUGCCCCACAAAUUGGUAUCCCCUUAAGGAUAAUUGUGUUGGAAGAUAAAGAAGAAUAUAUUAGUUACAACACCGAGGAGGAGACCAAAUCACAAGAUAGAAGGCCUUUUGAUCUUUUGGUGGUUCUCAAUCCCAAGCUAAAGAACAAGACCAACAAGACUGCCUUCUUUUUUGAAGGCUGCUUGAGUGUUGAUCGAUAUCAAGCUUUGGUAGAGCGUUAUCUUGAUGUUGAGGUUGCAGGUUUUGAUCGUCAUGGCGAGCCAAUCAAAAUAAAGGCUUCAGGAUGGCAGGCUAGGAUUUUACAGCAUGAGUGUGAUCACUUGGAUGGAACACUAUAUGUUGAUAAGAUGGUACCAAAAACUUUCAGAAAUUGGAAAAACGUGGAUCUGCCUCUUGCCCAUGGGUGCCCCAAACUCGGCCCCCGAUCUUAAAAGUGGAGGUGAUUUGAUUCAAAACAAGUUUCAUGUACACAACAUUAGUGAAAAGUUGACAUUUGUAGACCUUAGUAAAUUUUCUCAAAUUUUUAGUAUUAUACUGUUGCAAUCUGCUAUA
Molecule: messenger RNA, 966 nt
Organism: Lathyrus oleraceus (garden pea)
Lineage: Eukaryota; Viridiplantae; Streptophyta; Magnoliopsida; Fabales; Fabaceae
Product: peptide deformylase 1A, chloroplastic/mitochondrial
Exons: 4
Coding region: 72-845 (257 amino acids)
Biological process (GO): N-terminal protein amino acid modification; peptidyl-methionine modification
Cellular component (GO): chloroplast; mitochondrion
Molecular function (GO): peptide deformylase activity
Source: RefSeq, a predicted model, not a curated record